AAGCUAGUAAUAAACUAUUUUUGCACAUAAACAUUUUACAAAAGAGCGAUGUACUUGCUUAUCGCAGUCAUUGGUAAAUCAACUUCUUAUAGAGAGGACAUCUAGUGGAAUACAACAAGCCAUGUUCAAGCUCAUUGGUAUCCUGCUAUUACAAGCAGUGGCGAUGGAAACGAAAGCCUCAAAAAAGCAACGUCUUGAUGCUUGUUAUGGCAACGAUAUUGUUAUGAACUGUCCACCGUUUAUUGAAGACAAAGAUCCACAAAUGGAAUGGCAGUACAAGACGACCACUGGGACGUGGAAAAGGGUAGCUAAACUCGACAAAACAGAUAUCAGCACUUACCUAAAUGAUACACAUCUUGCAGGCAGACUAACACAUCACCGUAAUGGCUCAAUACUAAUUCAAUCACUCAAGAACGAGGACACGGGGUUGUACCGCUGCGUUGUUCCGGGAACUGCUGGAAUAAGGAAGAUAAAUGUCGUUAAACUGAACAUCACUCGUUGUAAUGCUGAGCAGUUUGAUAACAACAUAACCCGUCAGUUCAAUAAAAUUACAACCCAAGAGCCACGCAAAAUCCGUCAGUAUACUAGGUUUACAACCCAAGAGCCAGGGCAAACCCGUCAGGACAGAAGAAGUACGACCCAAGAGCCACGCCAAACCCGUCAGUAUACUAGAUUUACAACCCAAGAGCCAAACCAAAACACCACAACAAGAGUAGAAACAUCGACAAGCACGUGGUCCACGAUCAAACCUUCCAUUCCAGCAAUACAAACAAUAGUAACCACGGUAACGACCACAGUCACAACCGUACAUACGCAAGAAACUGCUGAAGAAAAACGUGAUGACAGAAUGCCAAUCGAAAGUAAAACAGCUUGUACAGGGAACAUGACUUCUGCGUCUGGUGAAUUCCAUUCACCCAACUUCCCACAUGCAUAUCCUGCCAACACUGAUUGCAAAUGGACCAUCACUGUUCCCCAGGACUACGCGGCCAUUCAUAUCUUACUUGAGGCAAUGAACCUGGAACACGAGAAGAGCUGCUUAAAUGACUUUAUUGCCGUCUAUGACGAGCUUGGUAACCAAGUCGGAUCACGUAUCUGUGGAGCGAGUGAUUCACCAAUCACAACUCUUGUGAAGGGAAGGAUAGCUGUCAUCGUAUUUAAAUCUGACCACUCGGUUGAAAAAACUGGGUUCAAGAUAGUCUAUUACGGCACCGGGAUGAACCACAAUGCAUUACGCUAGAGCUAUAAAAAAAUGAUGUUUGUAAUGUAUGUUGUUAAAAGUAAACGUAUUUUUGUAGUUGA
Messenger RNA from Exaiptasia diaphana, 1299 nucleotides. RefSeq lists its product as uncharacterized. The record is from RefSeq and is a predicted model, not a curated record. The transcript has 4 exons. Bases 122 to 1237 code for a protein of 371 amino acids. Lineage: Eukaryota; Metazoa; Cnidaria; Anthozoa; Actiniaria; Aiptasiidae.